AUGUGGAGACGACGUGCCCUUUUGUUACUGCGUUCCGGGACGAGGGCCAAGGGGAAAAUGCAUGAUCAUCUGGACCAUGUCACUGGCUUGGAAAAACGUGAACUGUUAGCCCAUCUCGCCGGCGAUUGCGAUCCAUUCCGAAUAAUGGCAAUUAAAAAAGGUCCGGGUACUUUUGAGUGUCCAAAUCUGAUCCCGAGCGCUUUUGACAAGCGCAUUGUCGGCUGCAUUUGUCACCCAGACACAAACCACAUCGAGUAUAUGUGGCUACAUCGGGGAGAGCCAAAGCGAUGCGGCUGCGGAUACUGGUUUGAAUUAUGCCCAAUUGCUCCACUGUGA
Molecule: messenger RNA, 336 nt
Organism: Parnassius mnemosyne (clouded apollo)
Lineage: Eukaryota; Metazoa; Arthropoda; Insecta; Lepidoptera; Papilionidae
Source: the annotation of a GenBank genome assembly